Messenger RNA from Mycotypha africana, 1449 nucleotides. RefSeq names its product Endonuclease/exonuclease/phosphatase. The annotation marks the transcript as partial. The record is from RefSeq and is a predicted model, not a curated record. Gene Ontology annotation, molecular function: sphingomyelin phosphodiesterase activity. Lineage: Eukaryota; Fungi; Mucoromycota; Mucoromycetes; Mucorales; Mycotyphaceae. The transcript has 3 exons. Gene Ontology annotation, cellular component: cytoplasm; extracellular region.
GUAGAUCAUUCAUAUGAACCGAGUGUCGUCAGUAUACAAUCAAAUCCUCCGCCAUACGAACUCUAUCCGCCUGCUAAAACCAUAUUUGGAAGAGCUUACAAUUGGCUAAGGCAAAUCCCACAAUGGAAUACGCACCAACCCAUUUAUUUACCAACCAUUCAUAGAAGUAUGACAUCCAUGACAUCUACAUCCUCGAGUGAUUCGAUCACUUGCUGGAACUUUUAUUACUACUAUAUAAGAGACUGUUUCAGCGAACGGCCUCGUAUCAUUUUACCAACACCCAUUGCUAGGCAUCGAAUGGCACUCAUUCUUCUGUCAGCUUCAGCUAUGCUCACUUUCAGUUUCUUAUUAUUUUGCUCUGUCUUCUUUUCACCGCUUACUUCUUAUCCAGACCCUGUCUACCCUGACAAAGUCACCAACUCGACCGCUCGCUUCCUUACACUGAAUAUAUUUAUGCGACCUCCUCUCAUUAAAAACAAUUGGUCUGAUUAUAAAGACGAUCGUCUCGCCUACAUUGAAAAGUACGUACUACCCAACUACGACAUAAUAUGUUUCCAAGAAGCAUUCGCCUUUGCUUCACGAAGGAAAGACCAUCUCAUUUCCACUGCUCGCAAACUAGGCUACAAUUAUCAUAUAGAAUCACCUCGUAAAUAUCCUUGGGACAUAGGUGUUGACGGAGGCCUGUUGAUCAUUUCAAAGUUUCCUAUCCGCCAAUCGAACGUGAUCGAAUAUCCACGAGGACAACACAGCGAUUGGAUAUCCAUCAAGGGUGCACUUCAUGCGUUGAUCGAACUUAAUCCAUCGAAGCAUGUUCAUUUGUACACAACGCAUACGCAAGCAUCCUAUGAUCUAAAUAAUGUCAUCAAUCAGGAUGAUACAGCCAUACGGCUUUCCCAAUUUGCCCUUUUGCACAAUUUCAUUUACGAAACUGCCCACCAAAAUAAACAGCUAUUGCCAAGCAAUCAACAAGCACCAUUAUUAACCAUGUCUUCUCCUACCACAGUAAAAGAAGAAGCCAAUAGUGAAAUGGAUAAUAUUCCUAUUAUGGUCGUAGGUGAUUUGAACGUAGAUGCUGCCACGCAUCCGAAGGAACGACCCAUUACGGAGCCUUCAAGAGAUAGUUCACCUGAAUACUUGAAAAUGGUGGAUGUUAUCAAAGGUAUGAACGAUUUGACAGAUGUCGUCUAUCAGAAAUUUGGAUAUCAUCCUGUUACCUUUGGAGAUUAUACUUUGGACCUACAAGGACAUAUCAUGCCAGCAGAAACAGUAUUGACGAAUUGGGAUCAAUUAUUAACUGUACAAAGUAUUGAUCGAAUGUUUUGGUCGGAUCAGAAUACCCAUUCGAUGAAACUGGAUCAGCCUCAAGUAGAAAAGUUUUGGGUGAAAGAGAAUUCGCUCAUGACAGAUGAGGAAAAGGAACAGACUGGAUUUACUCAAAUAUCAGGUAGG